GCCGCUCCCACCACAGCCAGAGUGGUGCAGUGUGCUCAGGCCUACAGCUUUUUAUUCGGAAAGUAAACUUUGACGUAGCCGUGUUUGUUGCUGCUGACUGUCAAAAACUCACAGACAUCGACAACCUAAGGUGUUCGUUGUUUGUAGGCCGACGUAGGCAGUCCAUUCUGGCUUUUGCCACUGACCAUGCUGACUGACUGGCAAUGUCAUGCAUAGGCCUAGGCCUGCUGUCAAGUGUCAAGACUGUGUAUGCAGACGACGUGUCACUCGAUCUCAAUGAAUGAUCACCUGUGCGCUGUCUUUUUAUACUGUAAAUCGCACCAGCACCAGGAGUCCAACGGAGUGGAGUACAGACAGGCAACACCCCGACACCACAGCCCCACUGAGACCAGCCAUUCAAUCACCACCAUUGCGGAGAAACAGCACUGGCAGCCGGUGCCGGCUGCCGACAUGGCGACCACCGCGGCAGGGCUGUUUGGACACCAAGUGGACUUGAAUCCGGGGAAGAAUUCCCGCAACAAGUCCAAGCACUGUGGCCACUCGUUGUACAAAAAGAAUUUUCACCGACCAACCUUCUGCCACCAUUGCACGGACAUGCUGUGGGGACUGUUUGGACAGGGAUAUAUUUGCGAAGUGUGUAACUUUGUGACUCAUGAGCGUUGUUUGGACAACAUUAUAACACCGUGUACCACAGUUGCUGCUGACCGAGUACAGGUGUUUAUUCCCUCAAAGAAUAUUACUCCGGAAAAUCCUGUUGCACACACGUGGAGUGAGCCAGGGCAUUAUCGCAAGAAAUUCUGUAAUGUUUGUCGGCGCAAACUGGAUGACUCGUUAGCCUUUCGCUGUGAAUUAUGUGAAUAUUAUGCCCAUGCAACUUGUCUUGACUUCGUCGUUAGUAACUGUGUAAAGUGUGCCGAUUAUGAUGCAAACAGAAAUUUAGAAAAAAUGAAAUUUACUCAUCACUGGAGGGAAGGAAAUUUGCCAGCGAACAGUCGAUGCGCUUUGUGCAAGAAAUCUUGCGUCACUUCAGAGUGUUUGGCAAGCAUGAAAUGCGAGUGGUGCUGGACAACUGCUCACACAGGGUGUUAUAAAAGUUUCUCAUCUGAGUGCAAUCUGGGGCCAAUCCGAGACCUAACCAUCCCUCCCUAUGCUGUCUCCAUGCCCGUUCCAAAUGCAACAGUCAGAGGGGAUGUCACUGCCAAAGGUCAAGGUGGCAUGCCCGCUAAGAUCCCACCCAGGGACACCCAUGUAACUCCACCCCCUGCAUGCAAACGUACCCAGGAAGAGCCAGCGACUCGUAAUACGGCAAUGAUGAUGCGGACACGUUUCAGGCGAUAUCAGAGCAUAUCAUCCAUUGAUAGUCCUACAGAGGUCAAAGGAAAGGAAGACGGAUCUGAAGAUGGCCAGCUGCUGAGGAUAUACGACGGCAUGACCUCAGUCAGGCGGAAAUCCUCGCACACGGUCUCAGUCGCAAAGGAUGCAAGUGCUGUUCAAGUCGUGGAAGCAGCAAUGCGAGCCCUGCACAUAUCUGAUAACCCCAACCUCUACUACCUGGCUGAAACAUCCGAAAAUGAAUCUGAGGGGCAAGAGAGAAGGAUAGGCGACACAGAACAUGCAGGACAGCUCAGCAAGCAGUUAGGAGUCAAGAUACCAUCCUUGAUCCUGCGAUACCAGGAAACUAAAGCAAAGAAGGGUCUCAUCAAGGUGUACCCAGGAUUAAUGAAAGUCCCCGUGGAGUAUGUGACUGUCUCAAUCACAAGCUACAUAUCAGUCAAAGAAAUCAUUGAGAUGGCAUUGCACAAGUUUGGCUUAGAGGAUGAAGACCCUGACAUGUUCUCAUUGGUGGAGUUAGUGAUUGAGCAUGAUAUCCACGAGAGGGAGAUGGAUCGCGAUGAGUGUCCAUGGCCACAGCUUAUCAAAGCCAGACGAAACUCCCUGCUGCAGAUGAGGCAGACCAGGUACCAGCUGAAGAGGACUGAUGAGAAGAAGCCAAUCAACGCUGCCCAGAUGUUUGUGGGCAACCUACCCAUCAACUUGUCUGAGUUCAAGUACAAGUACAUCAUCAAGCAUCUCUUAGAAGAAGCUGGAUGUCCAUUGUUCACCUCAGUAGGAAAAGUCUACGUACAAUAUGGAGCAGCAAUAGUAGCUUUCGAGGACCAUGAUGCAGCCAUUACGGCAUAUCAUGUCCUUAAAGAUGCAACUUAUGAAGAAAAACCAGUCACCCUCCUCUUCAUUCCAGAAAUCCACAUCGAUUGCUUGAGACCUGAAGCCACACCACUUCUUCUCUUCAUCAACGUCAAGAGUGGAGGAUGCCAAGGCAUUGAGGUCUUUGACAUCCUCUCCAAGAUGGUCAACCCCUAUCAGGUCUUUAACCUAUGCCAGGGCGGCCCACUGCCUGGGUUGCACGCCUUCAGUCAGCUGCCAGAAUACCGCAUCUUGAUCUGUGGCGGCGACGGCACAGUGGGCUGGGUGCUGCAGUGCUUGGAUGACGUGGGGCAAGAAUCAGUGUGCAGCAAUCCAGCUAUUGCCAUCCUACCGCUAGGAACAGGUAACGACCUCUCUCGGGUCCUGAAGUGGGGAGGCGGGUACCAGCAAGGAGAUGAACUCUUCUCAUUCCUGCAAGCUAUUGUAGACUCAGAGGAGGUCAAGCUAGACAGGUGGACGGUAAUCUUUGAAACAGACCAAUCCAAGUUGAUAGAGUGCGACAACAAGUCCAAUUCCUCCAACAGCAGCUCAGGCAAUGAGGAUAUGCCAAACAUGUUUGUCAUGAACAACUACUUCAGCAUCGGCAUUGAUGCAGACCUCUGUCUGGGAUUCCAUAUGGCCAGGGAGGAGAAACCAGAAAAGUUCAACAGCAGGCUGCAUAACAAGGGCGUUUACUUCCGUCUUGGGAUGCGGAAGCUGGGCCGGAGGACCUCUUGCAAGGAGCUGCAGAAGGAGCUGCGAGUGGAGGUGGACGGGAAACCGAUUGAGAUCCCAUCAAUAGAGGGCAUGCUCAUCCUGAACAUAUCAAGUUGGGGAGGUGGAGCCGACCCUUGGGGCGUGGACAGUCAGGACACAACGUUCAAGAAGUGCCGCCAUGACGAUGGACUGCUGGAGCUUGUGGGCUUGACGGGGGUGGUCCAUCUGGGCCAAAUACAGAGCGGGCUGCGAACGGGGAUUCGAUUGGCACAGGGGGCCAAUAUCCGCAUAUGGCUCAACACUGACAUGCCCGUGCAGGUUGACGGGGAACCUUGGAUGCAACUAGCUGGUCAGGUUGUGGUGUGCCGAUCUGCAUUACAGGCCACCAUGUUGAAGAAAUCCAAGUUGAAGAUCAAGCGCCGAAAUACCGAGCCUGCCCUGAACAGCAAUGACGGACAGACCAGCCCCCGACGAGAGCAGGCCAAACUUGUUGCCAUGAAGAGUGAUGAAGGGGGUCAGGUUUGAGAUUCCUUAAACCCCUGCCAAUAACCUCAUUAGAGGCGACUUUUUGGCCGCCCAGAUUUUUCCUUAAAAGAGGAAAAGGUUGACACCCUUCUUCCUCCACCCUCCUCCCAAAAAAAGGAAUUGAACAGACUGGCCAGAACCCUGGAUUAUCGUGCGAUUUUGGGAGUCAGACUUUGAUUCCAUUUGAAAAGACAGUGAAAGGAAUUGAAUGUUAGCUUCACCCAGUUACACUGGAUGAUGGUUGCUGUGGAGAUGCCGUGGUAGCCAAGGAUACUGCCAGUUUUUUCGUGCAAUGAGUAGUAAGGAUUGAUACAGCAUCAGCAAAAAAGAUAUAGAAUUUACUUAUAAAUUCAUGUGGAAAGUACAAUAAAUUAUCUAAAUUUAUAGGUAUAGCCAAAACUUAUUUUACAGACUUUGUGAGCAUGAUGAUAAUUAGGUUUACUUGAAAAAAAAAAUCUCUUGGCAAAUGUUCCACAGUAACAGCAUUAGUAAUUCGUGCAUGUCACAUAUUAAUAUUGACAAAGUACUAUUUACUGAUUUUCGGCACCAGAUCUAUUGCUUUCCAUUUUUGGAAGCAUACUGUUGUUGCACCGUAAGACGUUUUAGAAACCAAAAAUGAGUUCCCUCAGUUUUGAAAAAAGAAAACUAAUUGUGGUAAUUGUUCUGUGAACUUUUGUAUGGUUUUGGGAAUUAUGAAUGGAGUGGUUACUUACAAUCUGAUAUUCAGUGGAAGCUUGUUAUCUUUUUGGAUAGCAGUGACAGUCAACUUUGAUCUUUUAAAUUUGACAUUUGCAAAAACAAAUCAAGUGUCAGAAAACUUGUUAUGCAAACAAACACUCACACCCAACUAUUCCUUUUGCACCAUUUAUAAACUUAACUUUUUUUAAAGAGAAGUGUAGAGGUAGUUAAUACGACGUUACUAACUGGACAAGAAAUUUUGAUUUUAAUGGACUACUUUUCCUUCCUGUAGAUACUCUAAAUUAAAUGAUAGUUUAUCGUUGAGAAGCUGGUCUUACUCAUUGUUUACAGAGAAGUUAAGUAGCUGUAGUUUUGUUCUAUUAAAUUCUCUAUGACGCUUGGUUAAUGUCAUUAUUAUUUCUCCAUCAGGGAAAAAACUUUAAUAUUAUAUUGUAUAGUUGUAAUUUUGAUUCUCACUCGAAUUAAUUCCUUGACAUACUGCAAAACUAAAUCAGUUAGGAAGUCUUGAUGGUUUCAUAGGAAGGACUGGUUCAUCAUAUUUCAGUUGUCUGUAGACUGCCCUGAUAACAUCUUACUCUGAAUAAGAGACUUUGGUUUUUUUGUGGCUUUGGCUUAGGCUCCGGUUUAGGCUCUGGCCUUAGAUUUUACUGUAACUUUGAGUUUUGAUGUACUGUUGUGGCCCUGACAUUGGAUUAAGCUCAGCCUCUGACUGCAGCUUACUGGUAUGACUGUGGCUAGGGCUUCUGCUCUGUCUACUCUAGCAGCUUCAUCCUUGAAUCUGCAGCCUUAAAUGGUAUGAAUCUGCUGGCUAUGUCUACCACGGUUGCUUCUGAUCUAAUCAUUUCUUUAUGACAUCAGUGAUCCACCUUUGUUUGUUUGUACAAGUCACUGAGAUUGUUAACGACUUCUCUUUCUGUGUAGCCCAAUCAAAAUAUGGUGCCUAGAAGAGGCAUGCUUAUUGUCCAGUUGGGGGGAGGGGCUUUCAGACCAGUGACGUAUAUGUACCAUCAAACAAGUCAUGACAAAUCCUAGCCAGCCCAGAUCUUCAAAAUCCACUAGGAGCUUUUAGACACACUCUUCAGAAUCAGGGAAGUCAGAGCCUGUCACUUCUUGGGCAUGAUGUCUUGUGAAAGUAGACAAAGUAAUGCAUUGUAGUGGUUCCUACAUAGUGGUUGCUGUUGGACGAUUCAGGGAUUGGCAAAAACGCUUCAGGAAAUUAGUUAAAAGACAGUCUGCCUUGUAGUAAUGGUAAUGAGUCUUUAUAAAGAGCGCAAAUCUAAGACACAAGGUCUAGACUCUGAAUAUUAUUAUCCCUGGCUGUCAGGCUGGUAAACAUUCCUAAAACCAUCUCAGCUCCCUAAAAGUAUACAGCUAUACAGCUCAAUGCUGCAAUGUUACGUGCAAACAGCUAACAAAAGUCAUACCUAAGGUAUCUGAACUAUUUAGCUUAAAGGUGACAUCCCUAAUUUGGAAUUAUUCCUAACAAAUGCACCCAGUAAUAUCCAGCACCGUGACUUGAGAGCAGUGACUUCCUUUAGUAAUGUCAGCAUGUUAUCAGCAUCAGUCGCAGCCCACUGCUGUAUAAUGCCUGCUGCUAUAUAAUGUACACACAUGUAGUUUGUGUGUGCAACAUUAUUAUCGGUAAGCAUUUUUGCUUAGCUCAGGUCUAAACCAGGCAUUGCUCAACUGUAAAGUUAAUCAGUAUUCCCGUUACCAAUUUAUUCUUGAAGGUUACAAGUUUUAGAUUUGUAACUUGCAGUGUCUGCAAGACAUUUACUUUUAUUAUCGUGGGUUUGUUCUUGUGUUGUUGUUAUUGGUCAAUUUUAUGCUUGUAUUUGAUUUUCAAAUUGUACCAGUUUUAUUUUCUUGCUUUCAAGGAUGCUGUUGUUUGUUUGCUUUGAUUGUCUGGGAAUUUUUGGGGGGAGGGGUCAUGUUUUUGUAAGGAUAGUGGUCUUGACCUUGGAGUUUAAUUUUGUCGGUGGGUGUCAUUGUGGCUGAUGAGUAUGACAUUCUGUGAUAUGUGAUGCACUCAAUGUCACUUGUCAUGAAUGACACCUUUCGUGCCACCUUCAAUUCCAUCAGCUGUCACUGGUUCGGCAUGCGACAGUGCUGCCAUCAUUAAAGUCACUAUAGCGUCUUGCUUUUAGCUGUUGUAUCAUCAGUUGCCAUUAUGUGAUGUCACUGCUGUCACUGAAGGCUGGUAUGUGUCACCCUCUGAUGUGACUGAUGUUUUGUCUAAAGUCACUGAUGUCAUUGAUGGAACCUGUGUUGCCCUGAUGUCACUUAAUGACCGGUGUUACUACAACAAGGUGACCCAAGCGUACGCAAGCAGUUUACUUUGUGCAAUAAGAGUCACAGAUGGUUACGGAAAUACCUAGGUUCUGAUGAUUUUUCUUAUUUCAUAAUUAAUUUGUAUUCAUAGUUUUAUGUUAUUUCAGAUGGACUUUUACGAAUUCCAAGACGUGAAACUUUUUGUGUCCUGGAUACAUGUUUUUUCCAAUGUAAGCUGCAACAUUAUUCCAUACUUAUGGGUAAUAUGUUCAUGUUAACAUCACUCAAACUUAACUGUUUACAGCUUUGCCCUGGCAAGGCCAAAAAAAAACUGUGAAAUUGCCUGCUGCGUCGCAGUCAUUUGAAUAAAUUUACCAAAUUUGUAUCAGCCAGAAGUUUGUUAGCAAUACACUUACUUUUCUGCUGUUCUGUAUGGUUAGAAGUCUGCCUGCUUCCAGUGACUGCAAAUAAUGUGAUGUCUAUUUUAUGAAAUGCAUAUAUGUACUUGUAUUUCCGUUACCUUGAUCACUAAUAACUUGUUCAGCUACCUUAAAUGAAAAUCAAAAACUCGGUUGAUGCAGAUUUUUUUUAAUAGCAAAGUGCAUUUUCAGUUGUAAACAUAGAAUGACCAAAGUAGCCUUUUACAACCAACCAGUGAAUCUAUCCCGAAUUUCAACAUUUCUUUUCCUUUUGAGAGUCAGAAAUCACAUGGAAAUAUUACUAAGGAAUAGUUUGAAAAUCAGUCAUAAUGGCCGUAGUGAUAUAAUAUUUGGGCAGAGUAGUGUUAAUUAAAACCAGCUGCAACCCAUGUGAUUUAAGGACCAUAUCUGAUCCACAUCAUUCUUUUGAGCCCUGUGGUAGCAAUGAUCAUAGAAACAGACCUCUCUUGAUUCAUGUGCUUUUGUGUUGUGGAUCAAAGAAACUUAUUCAGUCACGUUAUAAAAGUAAUAAUGGUGUAGUUACUUGUGUGAUAAAUGCUUGGUUUUUUUGCCGUAUUCUGUAUAUUUCAGACUCUUGUUGGCUUUUCUCUUUCUUUAACUUAAUACUAUGAGGAGGCGUAAACAUCCGUUUUAGUUGUAAAGUACUACAAAAGCAGCUCGAAUGAAUUAUGAUAUGAAGAAAAAACUAUUUGCAAGUGUAAAUAAUAAUUAUAAUAAAAAUAGAUAUUGCAAACCAGAUAAACUUUAUCCUAGACUCUAUGUUUUUUCUCGUAAAGGGAAGUACUAGUUAUUAGGUGUAAGUAUGAAAACUCGAAAUAAAUUUCUAUGGAUGCACUGGUCAAAUGUUUUUCACGCUUAUACUGCUGUAACAAACAAGUGACAUGUAACGCACGUAACUGUGUAGAUUGUGAAUAAGUACUUUUUGAUGGCAGUUACCGAAUACUCGAUUAAUUGUGACGUCAACAAGCAAAGCCAUGUAUUAUUUGAUACUGGUGUGUGACUAUUUACGCCUGACACUGUGCGCCGAAACAUGCUGUUGCAUCGAGUAUUCGAUACUGGUAUUCGACUUUACGGUGACUGACUUUAUCUUCUGGCCGCUUACAGUCGGAUAUUGUGUAAUGAUGAGAUUAUGUAUCAUAUUCUAUAUAAUUUUAAAAAUUAGGCUGGUUAGAUUGUGGCACCGAAACCUGGGUCCGAGGAAUCAAUGGAGAACUCUUUGUCCAGUGGGGCGACAAACUUUCACUGCGAAGUGCGUGAUACCAGUUUUGCAAGGAGUCCCAGCAAUGACGGUGUUUUCAUUGUUGUGUACUCGUGUAGACGAACACGACCCUUCGUGGUGCCACGUGUAUAUAUCCUGUGUAAAAGAACAGCGCAGAUCAGUCGUUCCAUCAAACAAUUUAUUGCGAGCUAACAAAGUUCACAUGAAGUAUAAGAUUGCCGGCAUGCAUUUGGAAUGCCCAGUUUGGGCAAGUGGAAAUCUCAAGUUCUCUUACUCCUUAGAUUCUGUUUCAACUCAAGAUUAGCGUUAUUUUGUUAGUCUUACUUCUAGUCAUCGCUCCGUGAAUACCUGUUUUGGCAGUUGUCGUUUUAAUUUCAUGGACCACUGUCUUGACCGUUUCUGCUCUUAAAGACUAGCCCACUAAACAACGCCCGUAGAAUUUUACAUCUUUCACAUUUUGUGCCGCUUUUUGUGAACGGUCCGUGAUGCACCGCAUCACCCAGACCCAGAUCACCCUCUCUCAACAUUUUGGCAUUUGUAACUCCGUCUACCUGUUUGUCCACUUGUCUUCAAACCAGCUGGUAUCUGAAUAUUUUCGAGUCCGUCCCUCUGACUGUUUGCCAUCAAACUUUGGGUUGGUAUAUUGAGAACACCCUUUUUCCCAUUAUUUCGGUUCAGUUUUCAGUGCCACAAUCUAACCAGAUACUCUUUUCAGAUUUUGUCAAAUGUAAGAAAUAAAAGUAGACCGUUUGUAUUUAUUGACCAAAAACGGUGUUAGACGUGACUAAUUAUUAUUGACUUUUAUCUUGUUCUUCAUUCGUUCACGAACUUGACGGUAACUAAUGAUAGAAUUAGACUUCUUAUAUAAUUCAGUCUGGAUCUUGUUGAUUAAAGUAAAUACUUUAGUUUUAAAAUGGCGUUGUUGUCUGAGUGCAACCUCGUUCCCAGUGAAGUGGGUCGUUUCUGUAAGUGGGAUCGAUCGUUUCAUGGAACGAAGUUGUAUAUCCACUGCCUAUUCAUUCCUAUUAAAAAGAGAAACUUUCAGAAAUGAGAAAUUUGGAAUUUUGACGGAAAAUGACAAGAUUUUGACACCGAUAUUACGUCAUAACGAGAAUAAAGACCCUACACAGGUGCGUGUGCAUUGCUUAAAUGUACAACAGACUAUUGUAUUAUAAUAACGGUAUUACGUAACUUGGUACUGUGACCUUUGACCUAAUAUCAGGGUUAGUGGUUCAUUUGAAUGCACUUUCGAAUAAAUAAAUUCUAUGGUUUUAACUUGAA
Molecule: messenger RNA, 9336 nt
Organism: Acanthaster planci (crown-of-thorns starfish)
Lineage: Eukaryota; Metazoa; Echinodermata; Asteroidea; Valvatida; Acanthasteridae
Gene: dgkq
Product: diacylglycerol kinase theta
Biological process (GO): phospholipase C-activating G protein-coupled receptor signaling pathway
Cellular component (GO): membrane
Molecular function (GO): ATP-dependent diacylglycerol kinase activity; nucleic acid binding
Source: RefSeq, a predicted model, not a curated record